GACGCGUGCAGAAACCCCAAGCGGAGAAACUAACAUAAAGAAUGGUGCACACCUGGGGACUCCCAAAGGGGCCCCAGGGACAAAUGCAGAGCUGUCUCGCCCAGGGCCCUGCGCAGCCCCGCCGGCACCUGUACAUUCAGCUCCUGCUGACCAUGACCUCACCAAGAUGGCAGAGACCCCGGGACAGCUGCCCCCAGAGCAAGGGGGCCAGGGUGAGACACCAAUUUGGAAAGCUUUCGAAGACUAGAGGCCAUGCAGGAGUCGCCAGGGUCCCCAGGCCUGGCUGUGAUCAGGCUGAUCAGGGCCUCUGGCUUCGGGCCAGGGCCUUCUCUCCUGCUGCGGCGGAGGGCCUCCUUCCUUCUCCGCCGCCCCCUGGUGGUCAGCGCACGUCAUGGCGAGCGAUGGAACGCCCAGUCUCCCAGUGGAGCGCUAGAGGGGACAGUUUGCAUAUUAGCCUUUCAUACACAGAGAGGCGUCUGUAGAAGUGAAGACAUGACCCCUGGGUGCACACAUACUUCUGAGCUGGAUUCUGCCCGGGCAAAGAGCUCUGUUAGAAAAGACAUUCUCUGGGCAUGUGCACCAUUCUUCCGGCUUUCCCCCGAGCUUGCAAUUAUUUUCAAGUAAAAAGUUUUCACAACCAUUUGAAGAGAAAGUACAUGGGUUAGAGGGAAGACAUUAUGAAAAAAAAAAAAAGAUUUUAAGAGCCAAAUGGGUUUGCCUGAGGGUUCCGUGUGGUGGGGCAUGUGCAUUCCUGGGAGGCCUGUACAGGUGAGGGACCGCUCAGGGCCACGGAGGUGCGUGGUGUGUCACUGUGUGGUCCUUAUGUGUCACUGUGGUGCCGCCUGUGGUCACCUGGCGAAGGCGCCAGUGGUUACCUGUUGUGCGGUUCCACACGCAGACUUGCUGGUUUUCCUAAGUCCUUUGAGGAGGUCCUUUGUGCAGAUAAGUUCUGUUUCUGUUCAAACCGCUUUCAAAUACCCACCAAGUUUAGCUUCCGCUGGUGGGUCCUGCCUGUGGCAGUUGUCGGAAUUGGGGGAAAGCGAAAGUGUUAAAGAGAAUGAAACGGGGCAGAGAGGACGUCGUGCUUGCAGCCUUGAGCGCAGCUCCAAUAACCGAGGACGCCGGCAUGGGGGGAACCAGGACAGACAGACCCUUACUCAGCAGAGCGGCCUGCAGCCAGCAGAAAGGAAAGAAAACCUCUCUCCCUGCUCUCCUCGCUGAUGCCUUUCUGGGUCUCAGCCCGCCUGCACCCAGGUGCCGGGAAUAAAAUCUUUCUGGAGACAUCAUGGCGUCAUGUCACAGGUGCGCGACCCCGGGCCACUCCGGACCUUUCAGAAAGUGCACCCAACGGGGCGGGCCCGUGCGCGCGGGAGCACCUGCAGGCCUCGCCCCGGGCUCUCCCACAUCGUCAGGUCGCCCCCCCCCCCCGCCUCCCACUCGGCCGAGAGCCGCUGAGAACUCCCCGCGACCUCCCCGCCCGCGGGUGGACGGCGCCGGGCGCCCGGGAGCCGCGGGGGACCCCGCGCAGCCGGGCGGUCAAUUAUUAACCGGUCGCGCGGCGGCACCAGGAAACCCGAGCCGCGGCGAAAGCGGAGCCGGGUCCGACGGCGGCGGGAGGCGCCGGGCGCGGGAGCUGCGCCGCCCCCUCGCUCCGCCGCCGGCCGCGCCAUGGACGCAGGAGCGGACACCAAAGGGGGUGCUGGCCCGGAGGCCCCUGAGGCCCCCCCGAGACCCGAGCUCCCGCAGCUCCCGCGCCGCCCGCAGCUCCUGGAUGAAGACGGGGGGCCCAGCGAGGAGGCAGCCGAGGACGCCCCGGCCCCCGCCGUGCCCCCGGCCGACUCCCCGGCCGCCGCCGCGGCGCCCCCCGCCCAGGCCCCGGCCGCGGGUGAGGGCGAGGCGAGGCCGGGGCCCAAGGCGGCCGCCGGCGGCAUCCCCAACAUCGGCUUCGUGGGCGAGCCCCCGCCCUACGCGCCGCCCGACCCCAAGGCCGUGCACCUGCUGUACCCGCCCUUCCCGCCCGGCCCGGUCCUCUUCCAGCCCGGCCCCGCGCCCCCCGCCCUGUACCCGCCGCCCGCGCCGCUCUACCCCGCGCCCGCCCCGCCGCCGCUGUUCGCGCCCUUCCCCGUGUACAACAGCCCCCUGGCCGGCGUGCCCGCGCCCGCCACGGUGGAGCACAGGCCGCUGCCCAAGGACUACAUGAUGGAGUCGGUGCUGGUGACCCUCUUCUGCUGCCUGCUCACCGGGCUCCUCGCCAUCGUCUACUCCCACGAGACCCGCUCAGCCCUGAGCCGGGGAGACCUGGCCCAGGCGGAGGAGGCCUCCCGCAAGGCCCGCUCCCUCGUGCUGUUCAGCCUGCUCUUCGGGGUCUUCGUGUCCACCAGCUGGGUCAUCUACGUGCUGGUGGCCCUCUACCUCCCCUGAGGCUGGGGGCUGCUUCGGGGACGUCAGGAUGCCCGGACACCCACCCUGCCGGACUCCUGUGGACUGUGAUCCCUGCUGGGGCCAUCUGUUGCCUACAGAGGGGACCCGGGGGCAGGAGCGGGAGGGAUUGGCGCACUCAGCACACCCGUGGCUGCCUCAGCCCUGAUGGGCAGUGUUCUAAUCUGCAGUGGUCUCAGGGCCCAGGCCUAGCUGAGGAACGGGGGCCCCGGGAGCCCCAUUUCUUUGGUGCCUCCUCCUGAGGUCUUCCUGGGACUGCUGGCCGGGCCUGAGGCCCCUGCCUUCACCUUACCCCCAGGAGACCAUCAGGGGGACCAGAAGUCUGUGUCCUCAGCGCCAUCGGGGGUGGGGGAGGGGCACUGCCCUCCUGGCCUCCUUGCUGGGUUGGUCAGGUCACAGGGCGCAGCUGCGGGUUCGGGUUCCCAUGGGGCUGGUGGGCGUGGCCUCCUCCCUCCGUAGCUCCUGGCUGGUUGGUCAGGGCCCUGCCUCUCACGCUGGCCCGGCUGUGUCCAGAAACCAAAGUCAUGUGUCUGUUUCCUCAUCUGCAAAGUGGGGGCAACAGCUGGGCCCCCACACCUCCCCCUUUGACUCACCAGCAGGGGGCACUGUGACCCACAAUAACUUCCUUGGCUGGUCCAGUCCUGGCCUUCAGAGCGCCUGCUGCUCAAGCGAGUGGGCUUCCCUCCUCCGUCAGGGGCCGCAGCAUGGCCUGCCCUGGACCCCUGGGCGGACCAGGGAGGGGACCCGUGGGUGCUCAGCGCAGUGCCGGGCUCAGGUGCUCUCGGCGGUGAUGGUGGCGGUUCCAUAGGGUCUUCCACAGCCCGAGGGGAGUGGAGGGGAGGGCAGGGCGUGAGGGUCUCACUGUGCGUGGCAGGGCAGCCCGGCACCUCCCACUCAGCAGAUGGGAGGCCGCUCACGGAUGGGCACGCUCCUGCAAGGGCCCAGAGCUUUCACCAGAUUCUCAAGGGGCCUGUGACUCAAGAUGACAAACCAUCUGCACGAGGAGGGAGGCCCCGCUGGGCCAGAGAAGACUGGCAGCUCACGUUCAAUCGCCUGCUUUCUGCACCUCUGGGUGCUGCCUGCAGCCCUGGCUCCUGGCACCGGUGGAGGCAGACGCCUGACUCAGCCCUGGAGAUGCUGGGAGCCUUGGGCCAGGGCGCCGGCGGUGCGCACAGCUGGCUGGGGCUGGGCCAGUCGGCACGCCAGUCACCCUCAUGCAAACGGCCCAGAAGACAAGGAGGAACAGUGCACAGGACUUGCAGAACCCACAGCAACAGCUGUUCCUACUGAACUACGUAAACUCCAAGGAAAGAAGUCCCUGGACCGUGCCCUGCUCUGUGGGUAUGAAGCUCGGGCACCUUGCAGAAGGGCAGGCUCGGAGUCAGGACGUGGGAGCGGAGAGUCCGCAUCUCUGAUGAGCUCCCAGUGAAGCAGAAGCUAAGGAGCCAACUGGAAACAGCACAUUAAAUGGGGAUUAAAACCAUUAAAAACCAUUCUGCAGGAGCACUCCAUGGAGGCCCCUAGUAUCUCUAUUAUUCAACAUUGUGUUAAGGUUCUAGCUAACGUAAAAAACAACAAAGUGAAAUUUGUAGUAUGAAACUUGCAGUCUCUGUCAAAAGACACAACAUGAUUUUCUAGCUGUAAUAUCCAAGAAUCAAAGAAAAAAUUAGAAUAACUGUAAAAUAGUUGGAUACAAAAUGUGAUAGUCAUUAGCAAUAAUCAGUUAAAAUGGAAAAAAUUUUGAAAAAUUCCACUCACAGUAGUGAUAAAACAGUAAAAUCUAGAAAUAACUUUGAUAAGAAUGAUCUGGGCCCAAGUGAGGAAAAUGAUUUUUAAUUAUAUAUAUAACUUUAUAUA
Myotis daubentonii (Daubenton's bat) is the source of this 4296-nucleotide messenger RNA. RefSeq names its product proline rich transmembrane protein 1B (gene PRRT1B). The record is from RefSeq and is a predicted model, not a curated record. NCBI's taxonomy places the organism in Eukaryota, Metazoa, Chordata, Mammalia, Chiroptera, Vespertilionidae. Gene Ontology annotation, cellular component: membrane.